AUUAUAAUGCGUAGGUAAGCAUAGUGUAGUAGGCUCAGUUGAUACGAAAUCAAUUUUAUGUUACCGGAUAUCUAUGGUGAUUUUUUUUAUCAUAUAGGUAGAUAUUUGUUUGACAUAUGAGGGCGUUCCACUUUGACAAGCGACUGCUGUUUUGUUAUCAUUGUUAUUAUCAUUAUUUGCUAUCGUACACAAUUAAAUCGUCUGGAUUUAAUGAUGUAUACUAAUGCAGAUUAAUAAUACUAUACAGUGCCGGUGAUUGAUCCACAAGAUUGGCUUUGUUUUCCGCGACAAAUGUGGCUUUUGUAAACCGAAGGUAGUUUCUAUGUGGGUGUUUCGCCAACGAUGCUCGUCAUUUGAUAAUUUUAUUUGAGUUCCAUUUUUGCAUAGGAUUGCUAUUAUAUCAUCGCUUGCAAGCACCGUGGUAUACUUUGCGUUGGAAACAAUUGAUUUGCUUCAUAAUUUUAAAGCGCACAAUAAUUUGGUAUUCGAAGUGUCAUGUCGGACACGGAUUCUAUCAAAACCGAUAGGUCGCAGCCAGACUUGCAACAGAAGUAUGACAAGCUUGCCAUGGAGUUUGCAAAAGCCAGAAUGCAGUUGAAUGUAUUGAAAAAAGCUUACACUGCAAAAACAUCAAAUUUAGAUCAAAGAAGUUAUGAAUCUUUGGACCAAUUUGAAAACUGCAAAUAUGACACUAUGUAUACAAAUAGUUUAGAAGUGAAAGAAGAUUUUAAUAAAACAAAUCAAUUAAAUUCUAAAGUAAAAACAACAGAAGAAUUGAAGUCUGAAGAUGUCCAACUCUUAAAACAAGAUAUUAGUUCUAUAAAUAAUUUUGUCCACCGUGUAUUAGACUCUACCAAAUCAAAUCAAAUUGAUUAUAAUCUUAUUAUGUCUGAAAUUGAAAACUGUAAAAGUGUACAGAAAAGCUGUUCAAUUAAUUCAUGCGGAGUACUAAAAAAUGAACUAACCACAUUAAAAUAUUCUAUUACUAAUUGUUUGCAUAACAUUUUAUAUAAUAAACUAGAAUCAAGAACUAAAAUAAACACUGAUGAUUCUCGUCUUAUUUAUCUUAAUCGUUAUUGUUUGGAAAAUAAUUUUAAAAUUGAAGAAGAUAGAUUUCAAAAAGUUUUUAUUACAUUGUUUCUCCAUUUUUUUUUAUCAUUUAUUGUAAUUCUUCAUGAUGUUCUAGAAUACUUGCUUAAAGAAAUUAACCCUGAAGCCAUCGUCACUUUACAAAACAGUUUAAAAAAAUUGAAAAAUCAAUCAAAUAGCAACUCUUUACUAUUGGAAAAUAUUUUAGUAUACUGUGAUGAAUUAAAAACAAUAAGAUUUUCUCCUCAAUACAUUCUUAUGGAAAACAUUUUAUUAUUUAUAUCAAGUAAAUAUAUUGAUUCUAUUAAAUGUAUUAAUGAUUUGAUGAAAUCAGAUCUUACCAACCAAUUUGAUUGUUCAUCUUUACGUCAAAGUAUAAUAUCGUUUAUGGCACUAAAAUUUCCUAUUGAAGAAUUAGUAAGUUCUGGAGAAUAUUGGGAUUUAAGUUGUGUCAAUAAGAAAUUAAAUGAUGUUCAUGAUACAACGCAUACAUUGUUACGUGCAAUAAAUAUAUUGGAAUUUGAAUACUUUUAUAAAAAUGGUCAAGUAGAUAUGCACUGGCAUAUGAAAGAUUUUUUGUUACACAUAGAACAAUCAAAAAAAGCCAAAGAAGAAUUUAAUUGUGAUUCAAUUGCACAAAAUUGCUACAAAAAUAUAAUAGAUGUGUGUAAUAAAAAAUUAAAUAAUGAGAUAAGUCGGUCAUUAUCUUUGGAACAAGAAAAAAUCCAUUGGGAAAAUAAAUAUAAACUUUUGUGUUUGAAGAAUGAUAGUAUAACAAAGAAGAAAAACUAUUCUGGGUCUUCGGGGCCAUUUGUAAUAGAAAAUGAAUUAGGAAAAUGUGAAUCUAGCAAGCAAUUUAAUGAUGAAGAAAUAACAAGAGAAAAAGAACUUAAAUGUUAUUUUGAAAACAAAAUUAACAAUAUUAUUUCCACUAAUAAAGAUUUAUUGAGUCAAAGCAAUGCUUAUGCAAUGGAGAUCAGUGCAUUAAAAACACGAUUGGAUCAUAGCAUAUUAGUCCGUAACCAAUUAGAUGUUAAACUUCAAGAAGCAUUGGAACAUAUUGAAGAUCUGAAAGAGGAAUUUAAUUUGACAUCUACCAAUUAUGAAGCUCAACUUAGAGCCAUGACUGAACAUUUAGCUAGUUUAAACGAGACUGUAGUUUUAGAACGAAGACACAUAGAUGAUCUUACCAGCCAAUUAAAAUCAAAAGGAGACAAGAAGAAAUCUAAGUGAAAUUAUUAAUUAUUUUAUUU
Messenger RNA from Sipha flava (yellow sugarcane aphid), 2342 nucleotides. RefSeq lists its product as uncharacterized. Gene Ontology annotation, cellular component: early endosome; membrane. Bases 496 to 2322 code for a protein of 608 amino acids. The record is from RefSeq and is a predicted model, not a curated record. The transcript has 18 exons. NCBI's taxonomy places the organism in Eukaryota, Metazoa, Arthropoda, Insecta, Hemiptera, Aphididae.